UUGCGAAAACUCUUAUGGGCGCCAUGUCUGAAGGAGAUACUGAAUGCGUCGAAUAUAAUAACAAUCUCUGUUCCACACUCCGUCUCCAAUAUCGCACCAAGACAGCUGUCAGACGACGGGACGUUAACAAAGCUGGGGUAUCAAAGCUGUGUUUACAGCAUAAAAAUAUCAUCAUUGACAUGAGAGAGGAUAAUGUCUGUUAACCGUCUCAUUGUUGAGACGUGUAACCGUGAGUUUUUUCAGACUAAUACAAUCCUUCAUCAUCUCUCACAACAAGCCAACGUCUCCAUGAGUGACUGAAUGCAUCUCACUCUUGUUGCGGAGAAGGGCAGUUCCGUUUCCAACCAUCAUGGCUUUUGUGAGCCUCUUCUCCUAUCCCCCAAACCCCGUUCUUGACAAAAACAUGACAGACUCUGAGCUGGCAGGCGAUGAAAGGGAAGACGGAGAAUUGGAAGAUGGAGAGAUAGAUGAUGAGGGAAUUGGGAAUGAAGGAGAAGAGAAGGAAACCAAGGCAGAACCUGAAGAUGUGGAGAAAGACAAAGAAAAGGAAAAAGUACGAGAAAAAGAUGAGAAAGUGCAUCGGCACUCUCAUAAGAGACACAGGAAAAUAAAAGAAAAACACAGGUCAAAACGAAGGCGAAGGGAAAGGCAAAAGCACCACUCUCCAUCUAGUGGCUCCAGCUCUGACAGUUAUGACUCUGAUCAUGACCAUCAAGUCAGACCUAAGAGCAAAAAGAAUAAAGGUCCUUACCGGGACUUUGAUAGCCAGUUUGCACAGCAUGAACACGAACCUAGUGGGGGUCAUGGAAAACCAGCAAGAUCGAUGCAGCGCAAGAACAGUGAGAGUGAGGAGAAAUAUGACUAUGAUGAAGAGCAGGAUGACUUCAGCGAGGAGCUGUCCAAAUACAAGCAAGCAAAAGAGUCGAGCACGUCCAGCCAGGGCAAAGCAGGGUCACUUAAAGAACAGGGCAAGAGACCAAACAUGAAAGCACAACAGCGGCAACAAUUUAGUGGGCCACGUGGUCGUGGGCGUGGAGGUGGGGGUGUGGGCAGGGGACGUGGUAUGCCAAACAAAAACAAGAAGCAGAAGGGCAAGAAUUGGGGCCGGGGGCGAGGCCGAGGAGGAGAUCCAGGAGGAGGUGGAGAUGGAGCAAAAGCGGAAGCCAAAGGCCAGCCAGGUUUCCAGAAAAAACGUCCAAUUAUGAGUCAAGAGUUUAUCAAUCAACACACAGUUGAGCACAAUGGGAGAAAUAUCUGCAAAUAUUUCAUUGAGGGUAGAUGCAUUAAAGGGGUCCAAUGCAAGUUUGAGCAUGACAAUGUCAUCCCAGAGAAGAAGAAGGAAUUGUGCAAGUUCUACGUCCAGGGCUACUGCACAAAAGGGGAAAACUGCAUUUACAUGCACAAUGAAUACCCGUGCAAGUUCUUCCACACUGGUGCAAAGUGCUAUCAGGGAGAUAAUUGCAAGUUUUCUCAUGAGCCUUUAACUGAACUUACAAAGGAGUUGUUAGAUAAGAUCUUAAACACGGAUGAGGAGCAUGCCAAUGAGGAUGAACUGGAGCUAGAGGACCUGAGGAAGCAGGGUAUAACCCCUUUGCCUAAGCCACCUCCCGGGGUAGGGCUUCUGCCAACACCUGGCUCAGGUAGCCCCCAGGAUGGAAACAAAAAGAUCCCUUCUCUGUUUGAGAUCAAAGUGCAUCCAACUGUGGACCUGGCACAGAAGAUUGCUCUAAGGCCCAAUUUCUACAACAGCACGUCUCCCCCUCCUGGACAGUUCCAGGGGACUGGAAGCUCUGCUCAGUUCACUGGCUCUCCAGAGGACAUGCAGGCUGGCCACAUGCUGUCCCCAGGACACAGUCAUUCUCUACCCCCACCUCCAGGUUCUCCAGGGUCUUUGGGUGGACCUCCCCUUCACUACCCAGGGCCUGGUUUUCCUCAGAGCCCCCCAAGACAGUCAACAACUCAGGGCUUUGGGCAGGGCACUUCUUUGCCACCUCCUGGACUUUCAGGUCAGGCCCAGGUUUUCCAUGGCAAUCUGCAGCAAAUGAACCACCAGAGCCCAAAUCCUCACAUGAACCAGCAAGGCACUCCAUUCCAGUCUAUGCCUGACAUGCAGAUGAACACACCCUUUCAAACUAUGGGCCAGAUGCCCUCUGAAUUUUUCAAAAACCUAUUUAGUAGCCAGUCACUCGGGCUUGGAGAAGGGGGCCAGUCAGGGCCUGUGCAGGACUCCCAGCAGCAGCAUAGUAGUGCAGAUUCCCACAGUGGCAUGCACGACUUCCUGCCAGCUGUCCAAAAGGCUCUGCUUCUACACCUGAACCAGAACCAACAGGACUCUGACUCCAACAGACCUGAGAGUCAGUGCCCUCCAUCUUCUAGCAGAGUGAAAGAUGAACCAACAAAUUGGUAUUCCAGUGAUGAUGAGGAUGGCAGUAGUGUGACAGCCAUCUUAAAGACUCUGAAAAAGCAAAAUGAAAUGUUGAAGACCCAACCGUCCAAGCCUCAGCACCCUAUUGGAAUUCCAGCCCCCCUCACUGACCCCAGGCUACACAAGGAGAGGGCUCCACCUAAUGACCCCCGUGUGAAGGUUGACCCUCGGCAGCACAUUCCAGACCCCAGGAAGGAGGCAGAUGCUGGUGGAGACCCUAGACUGUCCCGAGACCCACGCAAGAUGAAAUCUAAUGAUCCUACCUCCUGCAGAUCAGAAUCUCACCGCCACCCACACCCAAACUCCUCGACGUCUCAGAAGCCUCCUACUGGGGAGGAGGAUGAAGAAGGAGAGCGGGAGUUGAGAGAGAGAGCUGCAUUGAUCCCACUAGAUCCCAUUCCCGGAACUGUGCUCCGGGACCCCCGCUGCCAGAUCAAGCAGUUCAGUCACAUCCGGGUGGACAUCCUUCUCCAGCGGCCAGCAUUUGCUCAUAGUGUGGUGUGGGCCCCAGAGGAUCUCAUCCCUCUGCUCAUCCCCAAACAGGAGCCCUCCAUCAACCUGCCCCUACCGCCACUGAUUGCUGAUGCCCAGCUGAACCGUAGCCUCUCCUCCCCACCAGACCAUCCCACCUCCUCCACUCCCACCCCUCCAGACCCACGUCUGGUGGCAGCCCGCCUCAAAGAAGGUGUGGGAAGUCUAGGCAGCCCACCCCGCAGGAGUCUUGAGCCUAGGCUCAACCCGGAGAAACCAACUGACCCUCGCACCCACAAGGCUUUAGAUCCUAGGAUCAGUCGCUCUGGGAGCCUGGACUCCAAGCUUCCUGCUAUGAGAGAGGGGUCCUCAGGUGGAGGGGUCAUGGAUCCAAGGUUACAGCGAAGUACAGCUGUAAUAACUAACCAGACUGCUGCUUCACUUAAGUCUGAUUCAGAGAAGCUGCCACCGUAUGCCCCUCGCCUGGCUUCUUCCACUAGUGGUGGGCUGGAGAGCCCCACCACACUGCUUGGGGGCAUUAGCCUGUAUGAUCCUCGCAACACCAAAUGGGAGGGAGAUGAGCCCCUGAAAAUGGCAGGCAUCCUAAAGCAGUCAUUGAAACGUGAAAGCCCUCCACCUCCACGGGCCCCCUCUCCACUACGAGUGCAAGCUGAAAAGGGCAAUGAAUCUGAAGAAGACUUGGAGGACUGGCCUAGUGACUGUCAGCCAGGCCAUCACACCACCGUAGCAACGCCUGCCCCUCCCUGCUCACCUGUCCGUGUCGCAGCACCUGCCAUGCAUAAUCUACCCAUUCAGGCCCUAGCAGGCCUGAUACGGCCAGCGUACACAGAUCCACGGCAAAACAGGCCAAGUGGACUUGCCCUUGGAACUCAGGAGGAAGAAGAGGGGGAAGGCAAAGAAGAAGAAAAAAAAGACAGGCCCCUGAGGGAUGUGUUUAAGACUUUUGACCCAACAGCAUCACCAUUCUGUCAGUAAAUACUUCUGUGUUGAGACUAGUCAGCACCUUUACCCAACUUUGUCCAUCUCUGCUAAGCAUUUACUUGUUACAUCGUCACGUACUUUCAUAUUUAUUUAUAUUUGCUUUGUACAUACACUUUACAAUUCCACAUCAGCUUACAAGGUAUCAUUUUCUUUGGGUUUCUUGUGCAUAAUAAGUCUAUAGCCAUUAGCAACAGUCCACUGACAAUGCCACUCAAAUAUUGAUGGAGAUAGUACUUAAAUGUACUCAGAAUGCUGCAUAAAGAAGUAUUCUCAGUUAAUGUGCAUAGGUGGAUAGACUUUGCUGUACAGCUGUAAAUACAGAGGUAACAAGGGAAACUUAGUGUGGCUGAAAGGGUAGUGUAGUGGUAAUUAAGAUAUUACAGUUAAAUAUCUUAGAUCUAUGUAUUACAUAAAGCUGUGGUAAGACUAUGACAAACAUUUUAUGAAAAAUUUCUGUGUUAUGCUUGUAAUUAUUCAAACGUAUAUGUGAACUUGGCUAAUACAGCGCAACGUUUUUCACCUUUUCCCCAAGCAUACCUUUCAAUCAUUUGUGAUGCAUUGUGCUGAAGAUACAACACAAGCAAAAAGAAAGUUGGAAAAAAAUUCAUCUAAAAAAUUUUUUUCUUGUAUGGUGGAGCUUGUGGAAAUUUUGUAGCACAAGUUAUCCUAUUGUAGUUAUUUUACAGUCUAAAAAUAAUGAUUUUAUUCUUUUAUGUGUUGUUUUGAUGUACUGAAUUGUUUUGUUUACAUAUCUAAGAAAGGACAAUGAAAGAUGUCCAUCAUGUCAAUUUGCCUUUUUUUAUUGUCUUAAAUAAAAUGUAAAUGAUGUGAUUUUU
This is a messenger RNA of Electrophorus electricus (electric eel), 4734 nucleotides long. It is a transcript of the gene zc3h6, whose product is annotated as zinc finger CCCH-type containing 6. Gene Ontology annotation, biological process: negative regulation of DNA-templated transcription. The record is from RefSeq and is a predicted model, not a curated record. Lineage: Eukaryota; Metazoa; Chordata; Actinopteri; Gymnotiformes; Gymnotidae. Gene Ontology annotation, molecular function: RNA binding; metal ion binding. Gene Ontology annotation, cellular component: nucleus.